Scaptodrosophila lebanonensis is the source of this 2554-nucleotide messenger RNA. RefSeq names its product V-type proton ATPase 116 kDa subunit a (gene Vha100-4). The transcript has 4 exons. Bases 50 to 2509 code for a protein of 819 amino acids. Gene Ontology annotation, cellular component: vacuolar proton-transporting V-type ATPase complex; plasma membrane; vacuolar proton-transporting V-type ATPase, V0 domain. NCBI's taxonomy places the organism in Eukaryota, Metazoa, Arthropoda, Insecta, Diptera, Drosophilidae. The record is from RefSeq and is a predicted model, not a curated record. Gene Ontology annotation, molecular function: ATPase binding; proton-transporting ATPase activity, rotational mechanism. Gene Ontology annotation, biological process: proton transmembrane transport; vacuolar acidification.
CAGCUUGUUUCGCUCCGAGCAGCAGGAUAGCAUUUUUCGGAGCGAAAAAAUGUCUCUGGUGCAAAUGUUUUUGCAGCAGGAGGCUGCCUAUGAGACCAUAGCCCAGCUGGGUGAGGUGGGCUGUGUGCAGUUUCGAGAUAUGAACGAGGAGGUGAAUGCCCAGCAGAGAAGUUUUAUCAAUGAGGUGCGUCGCUGUGAUGAAAUGGAACGCAUUAUACGCUACGUAACUACUGAGUUGGUAAAGGAUGGGCAUAAUGUCGUCAACCUGAUUGACGAUUAUCCACCAGCGCCAAUGCCUAGGGAGAUUAUAGAGCUGGAAUCGCACUUGGAGAAGACAGAGACCGAAAUUAAAGAGCUAGCCAUCAAUAAUGUCAAUCUGCAGGUCAACUAUCUGGAGCUAAUGGAAAUGAUUCAAGUGUUGGAGAAGACGGAGCAAUUCUUUUCCGAUCAGGAGGGGCACAACUUCGAUGUGAACCGUCAUGGUACACACAAGGAUCCGGCCAAGAAUCCCGGCCAGCUGGGCUUUAUAGCUGGUGUCAUUAGGCGCGAGCGCGAAUAUGCCUUUGAGCGCAUGCUCUGGCGUAUCUCGCACGGCAAUGUUUUGGUGCGACGCUGCGAUCUAGAUGCACCGGUCAAGGAUCCACGCACCGGCAAUAUCGUCCACAAGAGCAUUUUCGUCGUCUUCUUUCAGGGCGAUCAGUUGCAGGCACGCAUUCGCAAGGUAUGUACCGGAUUCCAUGCUUCCAUGUAUACCUGUCCCAGCUCGCACGAGGAACGCGUCCAAAUGGUCAAGGGAGUGCGUACACGCCUGGAGGACCUCAAGGUGAUCAUCAGUCAGACCGAGGAUCAUCGCAACUGCGUGCUGGGCGCAGUUCUGAAACAAUUGCCCUCUUGGAUCGUGAUGGUGAAGAAAAUGAAGGCCAUCUAUCACACCCUCAAUAUGUUCAACGUGGAUUUGGGCAAUAAGUGUCUAAUUGGUGAGGGUUGGGUUCCCAAGCGGGAGCUGGAACAAGUACAGACUGCCCUUGCCGAAGGCUCGGCAUCUGUGGGCAGCACAGUGCCCUCGUUCAUUAAUGUGUUGGACACUAAGAAGGAUCCGCCGACAUAUUUCCGCACCAACAAGUUUACGCGCGGCUUUCAGAACCUUAUCGAUGCGUAUGGAAUUGCUUCAUAUCGCGAGGUUAAUCCAGGUCUGUAUACCUGCAUCACCUUUCCCUUCCUGUUUGCUGUCAUGUUUGGCGACAUGGGACACGGCUUCAUUCUCUUUUUGCUGGGCUUGUGGAUGGUCGUCGAUGAGAAGCGUCUGUCCAAAACUCGCGGCGGAGAGAUCUGGAAUAUUUUCUUCACUGGUCGCUAUAUCAUUCUGUUGAUGGGCAUUUUUGCGGUCUACACGGGUUUCCACUACAACGAUAUGUUCUCGAAGUCAAUCAAUGUGUUUGGAUCCCAUUGGGUUGUGCAAUAUAAUCGCACAACGGUCCUGACUAAUCCCACGCUGACGCUCAAUCCCUCGACCGAUACACGUGGUGUCUAUCCCAUGGGACUGGAUCCUGUCUGGCAAUCGGCCAGUAACAAGAUCGUGUUCCUCAAUACCUAUAAAAUGAAGCUGUCGAUCAUCUUUGGUGUGCUGCACAUGGUUUUCGGUAUUUGUCUAUCCGUGGAGAACUUUGUGUACUUCAAGCAGAAGGCGUACAUUUUUCUGCAGUUUGUGCCACAGAUCCUGUUUCUGCUGCUUAUGUUCGGCUAUAUGGUCUUUAUGAUGUUCUACAAGUGGGUGGUGUACAGUCCAACAACGGAUGUUCAAGCCAACUCCCCCGGCUGUGCGCCUUCCGUUCUGAUCAUGUUUAUCGAUAUGGUGCUGUUUAAAUCGGAAGUUCCACUGGCAGGCUGCGAUGCUCUAAUGUUUCCCGCACAGAAAGAAUUGGAACUUGUGUUCUUUAUGGUAGCGAUCGUCUGCAUACCCUGGAUCCUAAUUGGAAAGCCUUUAUAUAUCAUGUGCAAGCGCAAAAGCAAGAACAAAUGUGUGGAUGAGGAUAAUAUUAUAGAGAAGAUUGAAGUAACCAAAAACGAAGUAGUCAUUACCGAGGUCGCCGAGUCCCAUGAGAAAGGUGGCCAUCACGAAGAGGACGAUGAGCCGAUGAGCGAUGUUUGGAUACAUCAGGCCAUACACACCAUUGAAUAUAUAUUGAGUACUAUUUCUCACACAGCUUCCUAUUUGCGUCUGUGGGCCUUGUCCCUGGCUCAUGCCCAGCUGUCUGAGGUCUUGUGGACCAUGGUACUAUCAGAGGGUCUGCAAAUAGGCGGCUAUUAUGGUGUCAUAGCUGUGUUCAUCAUUUUUGCCAUUUGGGUGUUCUUCACCCUGGCCAUUAUGGUCAUGAUGGAGGGUCUUUCGGCCUUUCUCCACACGCUCCGCUUACACUGGGUCGAGUUUAUGAGCAAAUUCUAUACGGGAGCUGGCUAUCCAUUCCAACCGUUCAACUUCAAGGCCAUUCUGUUGGAAGAAGACGAAUAAUUGCGGCAAAGUUUUAAGUUCUAUUAAUAAAAGCAUGCCAAACUA